Amyelois transitella is the source of this 1220-nucleotide messenger RNA. RefSeq lists its product as uncharacterized. The record is from RefSeq and is a predicted model, not a curated record. The coding region runs from base 212 to 1213 and encodes 333 amino acids. The transcript has a single exon. NCBI's taxonomy places the organism in Eukaryota, Metazoa, Arthropoda, Insecta, Lepidoptera, Pyralidae.
CGCGGCAGCGUGCGGACGUGUGCAGUGAAUUAUUUUGCCUAUUUAAAUAAGGAAACGGGACAAAGUGCUACGUCAAAAAGAGACAGAAAGUGUGUGUGCGUUGCAUAGGCGCGUUCGUGUUGCUAGGUGGACCGCAGUGGAGACAUUGUUUACCUACUACUGCGAUAAGAAGACAAAAACAAAAACAUAACUACGUUUUAUACGAUUUAAGAUGAUGCGUACGCCGACAAAAGAAGAUACCUAUUACGGCUCGGAUACGAAUAUAUCGCAAAUGAAAAAACAAAUUAACUUAGAAGAUUGGGUUAAUCUUAGACAAGCUAAAAAGAAGCGAAAUAUAGAAGAGUCGGAUAGUGAAUCAAACAUGUCGCAAACAAGCAGCAAAAACACGGUUCGUAAAAAUUAUGCGGCAGUUCUUGAAACCAUGGCGGGAUUUCGGGAAGAUUUUAAAAUUGUUCACAAGCUUCUUGCUGAAAUGAAAGAAGACCAAGAUAAUAGGUCAAAAAAGAUGCAAAAAGAUAUAACAGAAAUAAAAAGCGAAGUCUGUGAAUUAAGAAAAGUAAAUAAAGAAAUUGAAAAUACAGUAGAUUAUCUCGGCAAAAAGUUUGGGCAGUUUGAAUCUUUUAAGGAAGAAGCUACAGAAAAUAUUAAAAAAAUUGAAAAUAGAAUUAAGGAUUUAAAGCAAAAAGAUGUAUAUCAUGAAAAAUAUGAGAAGGCAUUAGAAGAGCGCAUAGGGAUGUUGGAGCAGAAAGAGUUAGAGAGAAACAUCGAAAUUAUUAACGUAAAGAAGGUAGAUGGAGAAGAAGUACAUAAGGUAGUCGAAAGGAUAGCGACAUUGUUGAAUCUUAAUGCUGACGAUAUAGAAAGAGCCUGGAGAGUAAGAGUGAUUUCUGAAAAGGGGCCGGCACCCAUUAUAGUAAAACUUCGCUCAGUUGAUGCCAAAAAAGCAUGGCUGCAAAGACGGAUGAAACCCCUAUAUAAUAGUAACAUAUUUACCAACUCAGAUACAACAAGAAUAUAUAUCAAUGAAAAUGUCACGAGACAUACAAGAAAACUUUUUUGGGCAACAAAAGAUAGAUUAAAGGAAAGUUUUAAAUACAUAUGGAUACAAAAUGGACGAGUGUUAAUUAAAAAAGAUGAAAAUGCAAAGAAAAUUUUCCAUAUUCGCUCUGAAAACGAUAUUGACUCGUACGUUUCGAAAAAUACAGAAAAUUGAAAUAAAU